Chelmon rostratus (copperband butterflyfish) is the source of this 3995-nucleotide messenger RNA. It is a transcript of the gene ulk1a, whose product is annotated as unc-51 like autophagy activating kinase 1a. The transcript has 27 exons. Gene Ontology annotation, cellular component: cytoplasm; autophagosome. Gene Ontology annotation, molecular function: ATP binding; protein serine/threonine kinase activity. The record is from RefSeq and is a predicted model, not a curated record. Lineage: Eukaryota; Metazoa; Chordata; Actinopteri; Chaetodontiformes; Chaetodontidae. Gene Ontology annotation, biological process: protein autophosphorylation; positive regulation of autophagy; autophagy. The coding region runs from base 282 to 2999 and encodes 905 amino acids.
ACGUCCGCGUGCAGCCGCUGACGGGACUCAUCUGACGCGCUGAACGCACGCGGUGAGCCGUUCAGGUGUCUUCCUGCGCACGCUGCUUUGACUUUCUGUGUUGACACAAACUUCGUCAUGUUGUCAUCGAUACUUUCGUCUCCUACAAAGCUUGUCACGUGCGAGGACAGUUUGUCAUCAAUGAAAUGGGAUUUACCGUGAAGCGUCGCGGGACCGCAGGUCUGUUUCAGCUGGAAAGUCGAGCCGCUCGGAUACUUUAACGCGUUUUAUUUUUGUUUUCCAUGGAGUCUGUCGGGAAGUUUGAGUUCAGCAGGAAGGACCUGAUUGGUCACGGUGCCUUCGCUGUUGUGUUCAAAGGCAGACAUAAAGAGAAGCGUGACUGGGAAGUUGCUGUAAAGUGUAUCAACAAGAAAAACUUGGCCAAAUCACAGUCUCUGCUGGGUAAAGAGAUCAAAAUAUUAAAGGAGCUCAAACAUGAGAAUAUAGUCAGACUACUCGACUAUCAGGAAAUGGGAGGAUGUGUGUAUCUCGUCAUGGAGUACUGCAACGGAGGCGACCUGGCAGAGUACCUCCACUCUAAGGGCACGUUAAGUGAGGACACCAUCCGCAUAUUCCUGCUGCAGAUCGCUCAGGCCAUGAAGGUCCUGCAGAGCAAAGGCAUCCUGCACAGAGACCUGAAACCCCAGAACAUCCUGCUGUGCCACCCAGAGGGGCGCAGGUCCAGUCCCGUCAAUACCUGCGUUAAGAUAGCUGACUUUGGGUUUGCACGUCACCUCCAGACAAACACUAUGGCCGCCACACUGUGUGGCUCGCCCAUGUACAUGGCUCCCGAGGUCAUCAUGUCCCAGCACUAUGAUGCCAAGGCCGAUCUGUGGAGCAUCGGGACUAUCGUGUACCAGUGUCUGACCGGAAAGGCGCCGUUCCACGCCAGCACACCGCAGGAGCUCCGUCUGUUUUAUGAAAGCAACAGGACCCUCUUACCCAGCAUCCCGAAGGAGACUUCUCAUAACCUGAGACAGCUGCUGCUGGCGCUGCUGCAGAGAAACCACAAAGACCGGAUCAGCUUUGAUGAGUUUUUCCACCAUCCUUUCUUGGAGACGAGCUCCUCCACGAAGAAAUGCUCUCCAGCUCCCGCGCUCUCCUACCCCAGUUCAGGCUCAGCCAGUUCCUCUAGCAGCUCCUCCACGUCCCACCUGGCCUCCCCUCAACAUUCCGAUGGAGAGAUGCACCGACUUCAGCCCAAAGCUCGUUUUUCCCCGACGCUGAAGGAAAUAGCCAAUCAAGACAGCAGGAACACCUCGUCGUACACCGAGGAAUAUGUCAUGGUGCCGGCCCAGUUUCCCAGUGGGUACACGUGUGAGGUGGAAGCUGCGUCACCCAUUGAGAGUUGCCUGAUAUACAGCGGGUGCUCACUCCUGGCUGAAAGAAGCCCCGGAGCUGCAGGAAAGACACCUCCACCCUCUCCCCUGCUGCACCCUCCCUCCAAGCCUGUUGGCAAGCCCGUUGAAUGUGUCGCUCGUAACUGCAGCCAAACGGUGCCCAUCCCUGUCCCGACUCAGAUCCAGAACUACCAGCGUAUGGAGCAGAACCUGCAGCCGGUUGGCGUGCACGGCUCCACCAGGGUCACGCUCUGCUGUGCUGGCAGCAGCAGAGAAAGCUCCCCGCAGUGUGGAGGCUGCAGAGCUCCAGCUGCAGGAGUCCUCCACAACUUUCCAAGGCUGGCAACCGGAGGAGCCCGCCCGCAGCAGCACUCCCCUCGAGUCGGAACGACCCCCAAGACCUCAGAGCAGACUCUGCCGUUCAGCACGAGAACUGGACUUCUCACCGGCUCUCCUGCCACGCACAACACCUCCAGCCCCAAGCAGGUUCAAUCAAGAAUGCCAAACCGAACCAGGACAGUUCUGGACCUGCAGUCACUUGACCCGUCUCCUGCUUCCCACACUAACGUCAGCAGGAAAUCGGCCAAUAAAAAGGGCCCUUUUAAAAGGUCACUGAGCACAGGCAGGCUGUCUGACAUGCUCCUGAAGGCGGCCUUUGGAGCUCACCUUUUUGAAGAGGGGAGCGACGACAGCCUCACCUGGGAGAAGAGCAUGGAUAUAACAGCUCCACCUGCUGGUGGUCCUCGAGGCUUUCAGUACUCAGACAGCCCUCCUCCUGCAGUCUUCACGUUGGGUUCUCCAUCCAAAGGAGACACUCCUCAGGUGUUCUCAGGCUCCCCCAGCUACAUUAACUCAGCCUGGCUAUUCAACAGUCGCCCUCUCCAGGGAGGAAGCCGGAGAAACAGUGAGACUGAAGCCAUGGACGCUACUCCGCACUGCAGCCUGGUCUUUCACCCUCCAGAGCUCCCUGAAGACACACUGAUGGAGCAGGCUCAUACAGACGCUCUGAGUGACCUGCGUUUCACCUUGGCUUUUGUCCACUGUGUCAUGGAACUGGCUUCCUCUAAGGACCCAGGUCUGGGUGCCAUCAGCAGUCCUGAUGUUUCCUUUCUAGAGCAGAGCUUGGUGACAGAUCAGAUCAGCCUUCUGAGUAAAGAGUGGAGCUAUGCAGAGCAGUUAGUGUUGUACAUGAAGGCUGAAGAGUUUCUGUCGUCGGCCCUGCACACUGCGAAAGAGAACAUCAAACAAGGCCAACUCCUUCCCUCUGCUACAGUCAAACAAGUGAUCAGGAAGCUGAACGAAUUGUACAAGAACUGUGUCACAUACUGCCGCUCACUCAACCAUCGGCUGCAGACCUUCUUGCUUGACAAACAGAAGCUUAUGGAUCGCUUCAAUGGACUCACAGCAGAGAAGCUCAUCUACAGCCACACCGUGCACAUGGUCCAGUCUGCUGCUUUGGAUGAGAUGUUCCACUAUGGCACGCCAUCAGUCCAGCGCUACCACAAAGCCCUUUUGCUGAUGGAGGGUCUGUCACGAAUCAUCACGGAGCAAAAGGACAUUGACAGCAUAGAUAAAUGUAAGCAGUGUAUUGAGCGACGCCUCUCUGCUCUGCAGACUUAACAGUAUCUGUGAGUGCUACAGCUGCGUCCACAACAACUGCAUUAUCUCACCUCAUCCAUCUCCCCUCAGUGCAGAUGGAUCCUCCUAGACUGUCAGCACACACAAGCACUUUGAUCUGUCUUAAGGGAAAUGACCACUGGAGCAUCCGCUCUUAUCCCACCAGCCAGUCUGUGACCUUUACGUAAAUGCACAGAAAAGACGGGAAGUCCUGUUUUUGGACGAGUUCUUGAAGACAGAUUGUGUUAUGAUUGUUUGAAUACUUCAAUCAGGUAAAUUAUUCUUGGUAUUUGUUUUGUUACAGACUGUACAUGUUAGUGUGUUGUGUUGUGUUUUGCACAUAGAAUAAUGGGAUUAAACAAUGACUGAUGGUAAAAUGUGUUGUACUUGAAACAAAGUUGUUGUCUGUAUUUGAAGGGUUUGUAUUAUGUCUUCAGUAAAAGUUCACCAGCCAACAGGAGUCAGAAUAUUUUGGAUGACCAAAUAUUGCAAAUGUGUAGCGUUGAUAGUAAAACUGUGUCUGCUUUUUUGUACAUUUUUCACCACAGUAGUUUGGAUGUUAAAGCGAAUGUACGUUUUGACCUCGUACAGAAUUAAUUGUUUUACAUAGGCUUUAAUUAUAGACUGUAAUAAGUAUAUUUUGACAUUUGAAUGAGAGUGUAGUUUUACACUGAUCCAAGGACUCCCUCCCUCAAAUGGUGAUGCACUCAGACAUGAGUUCCUUUAAGAGACAUGAUCUGCAUGCCACAUCGCUCAUUCAUCUGCUGUUUGUGUGUAUGUGUGCACAUUAGUUUUAUGAUUGUGCUAAUUUGUGAAUGAAUUUGUACAUCAUUUUUGCCUGAUACUGACACAAGUUUAUCACAAUUACAUUUUUAAAUUGUGUGUAAAAUUUAGUGUUAAGAUACAGGUUUGUUAGAAUUUAUCAAAUUGCCUUUUGUACUUAUUUUAUGACUGCCAGUCUAAUUUGCCAAAGUGAGUUGUUAAACACUGUAUGAUGAA